Molecule: messenger RNA, 1570 nt
Organism: Eupeodes corollae
Lineage: Eukaryota; Metazoa; Arthropoda; Insecta; Diptera; Syrphidae
Gene: Sas-6
Product: spindle assembly abnormal protein 6 homolog
Exons: 6
Coding region: 86-1507 (473 amino acids)
Biological process (GO): centriole replication
Cellular component (GO): centrosome; centriole
Source: RefSeq, a predicted model, not a curated record
CACAACGUAAUCCCGUAGCCGUAAAAUGUCAAUUUUGGAAAAAACUUCAAACUCGAAUUUAAAAAAGAAAUAAUCAAACAACAAAAUGUUUUCGUUUAAUUAUCCGGCAAAUAAUUCUGAGGAUGAUUUUUUUUCAAACAUAAAUUACAUGAAAAAUAUCGAAAAUAUAAUUCCUAAUUGUGAACUAGCAAUCAACAUUCGUUCCAACGGAAUAUCAACAAAAAAACAAUGUUUUGUUUAUGCCGAAAAAAUUGAUUUCAAAGGAUUAAUUCAAUUAAGACUAGCCGAAAAGGCGGAUCAUCGAAAAAUGUACAUCUCCAAUGUGGACACAAAUUCUUUUAAUCAACUUAAGCAAGAUCAAUCGUUGCAUGUUACAUUUUCUGGAUUUGUAGAGAAUCUUAUUAAGAUCCUACAAGAUUGUCAACGUGGAAAUCUAGAGGUGGACUUAAUCUAUAACCGAGAACAACAAAUGACCCUGCAAUUCUAUGAAAUGCGUUCAUUUAAAAACCUCGUCCAUUUGUGUUUACCCAUAAAACCUGCUCCAUCCAAUAUGAUACUUUUCUAUAUGAAUAAUGUUUUACAUAAUUUACAGAAGAAGAAUGCCUCCAUGGAGAGCAGUAUGCAAUGUAUGCAACACGAAAUGAACACCCAUUUAAGUCGCAUGUCUCAACUUGAAGUUGAAAAUAGUAAAUUGAGGGAAUCUCUGUUAGAAAACAGCAAAGCCAUGACAAAUCGACAUCAAGAAGAGAUUCUACGAAUGCAAGAAGCCCUGAAAAAAUCAUCAGACCACAGACACUCGGACAACGAACGACAUAUGAUGGCAAUGUCAGCACUCCAGGCACAACUUGACAAAGCCCUGCAAGACAAAGCUAAUUUACAUUCUGAAAAGUGCCAAGAAACAAAAAAAUGUGAUCAUUUGCGAGAUGAAAUCAGUUCCCUUAAGUCCUCACUGUCGUCCAUGAAAGAUCAAAAUGAAAAACUCGUUUCUGACAUUGCAGCCCUAAGGAAUAUAGAAAGAAAGAAUGAGAUGCAUUGGAGCGACUCUAGAAAGCACAUUCAUGAGUUGCAGGACAAAAUCAAGAAAUAUGAUAAACUCCAGUCUGAUUUGAUAGCUGAACUAGAAGCUGAGAAAAAAAUAUGUCAGACUAAGCGCCAAGCUCUGGAAAUGGCCACCGAGGAAAUAUCGAAGGCAAACGAAAUCAUUGCCAAACAAGGUCAGGAAAUUGUGAAAAACAAAAAGACCAUAAGUUUGCGUACUGAAGUGGCAUUGCAACAAGAAAAAGCAAUCAGAGAGAAAGACAAACAACUAAUUAUCCAAAACGAAAAAAUCGAAGGUCUACAGCGAGCAAUAGAGAGCCUUAGACAGGACAUUCCAAUGCAAUUAGAAUCAAUGAAGCAAUUCGCCGACACCCUAGAGAAUAAAUAUAGUGAACAAAUUACAGCUCUUAAUCAAAAGCUUUCUUCAGUGAGCAAGGACAGAGUUAGUGGCAGAAUGACGAUACGAUAGGACAUGCAAUUUUAUAUUUAAUUUUUCUUAUUGUUUAUUGUAGAAUAAAAUCUGUUUACAGAA